Molecule: messenger RNA, 4178 nt
Organism: Mus musculus (house mouse)
Lineage: Eukaryota; Metazoa; Chordata; Mammalia; Rodentia; Muridae
Product: predicted gene, 30732
Exons: 2
Coding region: 3195-4115 (306 amino acids)
Source: RefSeq, a predicted model, not a curated record
GACAUCCCUUUACCCCUCUGUUUGUGCCUGCUGAGUGAGAUUCCCCUGGAAGACUUCUCCCUGCCCAGUGCACACUUCCUUAGGAUAAGCCUGGUUCUACCUAUUUGCCUUUCUUGGAGCUUGGUUGAAUGGUAGGCAGGCUGCGUGGAAUGAAGGUGAAUUCUAUGGAAGGAUACCCCCAAAUUGUGGCUCCAUACCAGGGCUUGAUGAACUUACUGCUGGCCACAGGGUCUACUAUAAGAGAACCUAAACAGUAUACAGUGGGUCACCUUUGGUCACCACCAGCUGCCUUCUCUCUAACCCAGGUUCCUUGGUGGGAAGCCGCCUCUACUUUCUGUGAACUGCUUAGGAGGUUCUGACUUCCAGUGUCCCUGCUUUCUCCAUCAACUGCAGUAGGAGGGGCAAAAGCAGCCACAAGAUAUCAAGUAGGAGGGAAGCAGUUACCAGGUGCCAGAGUUGUAAAGAACCCCAUGGGAAUAAGGAGCUUCAAAAUGUUUGUUUGGUGACAGCAUAUUGGGGGGCGUUAGGUGUGUGUGGGGGGGCAGAGGAGAACAUUCAGCACCAGUACCCGCCAUACGCUGGCAAUAUCAAUCAUAAAUGAUGGAUACAUUGUUUCCUUUCGUUAAAUUAAACUUUUAUGUAUGUGGGUAGCCUGCCUGUCUGUGAGUUCCUGGUACCCACAGACCAGAAGAGGGGGAGGGAUCCCUAGAACUGAGCUACAGAUGUUUGUGAGCUCUCAUGUGGGUUCUGGGAAUUAAACCCAAGUCCUUUGGAAGAACAACCAGUGCUUUUAAUCUCCAGGCCAUCUCUACGGUUUGUGCAUAGUUUCUUAGUACAGUAGAUGCCAGCCCUGGUUGGAAAGAAUGGUUUCUCUCUCUCUCCAGGUGAGUAAAGAUUUAAAGUUAGUGUGCUUGUCUCACAGGUAGGCAGCAAAGUCUGCCCUGUGCCAUAGCCUAGGCCAUCUAUUGUGUUAUACUGGAGAAGAUGAGGCUGGGAUACCAAAUCAGAAGCCAUUGCUCUAGAGAGGGGGCCAUAGGCACAGCUGUACCCGAAGUCUGUAUGGCAGAUCCUACCAGUACUGGCUGUGCGCCUGUCAGCAUUUCGCUCUUGGGUCCCACCCAAGAGAAAGACAAGACCACUGAAACCGUGACUUCACAGUUGCUAGAAAUUGCUGGAAAUAGCCUAUGUGUACCCCAACAGAAGAAAGAAUAAAGUAACACAUGUGUGUGAAUAUAUAGAGUAUUGCACAGUAGUAAAAUAAUUGACUUAUUUGCAACACAGACUAGUCUCAACAAUAUGGAACGAAAGAAUACAGGCACCAGCAAGGCUCAGGAUUGGGCGCCUUGUUUUCAUUUAAAAGUUCAAGAACCUGCAAAACUACAGUAUCAGCAGUGAGAGGGGAGGUAGUUCCUGGGAGCUGCUACAUUUAUAUGUGGGUAAGAAUGCAUCCGGUCAUGCACUGAGUUUCUGUACUUUACAUGUGCCUCAGUUUAAACAAGCUGUAUUUGAAGGUUUCUUUCUUGGCCCUCCCAAACCCAAAUCCGGUCAUGUUGUCCAGCUCAGAGAGAGCUGACAGCAUCUUGAGAGCAGAUGAAGGGAGGAAGGACUUACAUUCGGCAUCAGUUGCUUUUCCACCACUGUGCUAAAACACCAUGAUCAAAGCAACUUGUAGAAGGAACUGUUUAAUGGGCUCACACUUACAGAGGGAUACGAGUGGUCGGUCGAUGGUGGCGUGCAAUCGGCAAGUGGCAGGCGUGGCAGCUGGAACAGAAGCUGAAGAAGGCUCACAUCUUAAACUGCAAGCUGGAAGCAGAGUGAACUGGGAACUGUGCAUAGUUUUGGAACUUAAAAGCCCAGGUUGGGGGGCUAGAGAGAUGGCCCAGUAGUUGAGAGCACGGGCUUCUCUUUCAGAGGACCUCAGUUCAAUUUCCCCAGCACCUGUAUGGUGGCUCAUGACCAUCUGUGACAACUCCAGUUCUUGGGGAUGUAGUGCCCUCCUCUGGCCUCUGCAUGCACUACAUGCACAUAGUAUGUAAAACACCUGUACACAAAAACCUCAAAGUUUGACCCCAGUGACAAACGUCCCUCAGCAAGGCCACACUGCUUAAGCCUCCCCAGAUAGCGCUCCAACUGGGGACUAAAUGUUUGAGACUAUAGGUGCUGUUUCUUGUUCAAACUGUCACAGAGCCCACUGGUGGCUUGUUGAUGCAGACUGAGGUGGUUCUUGUAUUUGGUCUUUGUGUCUGCGGCUGUGUGAGAGAAGUGAGGGGUUCAGGAGAGGAAAGCAAAUUCUUAAAAGGACUUAGGAGGGGCUGCCCUGGGCCACACAGCUUAGGGGACAUGCUGUCUCAUGAGGGGAGGGAACAACUGAAGACGCCAAGGGACUCUUGGGAGAUGCAGAUGAAGACGGGGCAGGGGCAGCUCUGGAGAGAGAGCUGACAUGGUCCUCAAAGCUGAUCUGUGGUGGAUGGACAAGGAAGACAAAAGGCCUUCAGAAGGAAACACUACUUCUAACAGGAAUGUGGGGUGUUUCCCACAUGCUGAGUUUCUGAAAGCAGAUGUGGCUGGCAUCUGGGCCCUUUCUGUGUGUGACACUUCUGUCAACUGCCCUUAUACCUCCAUUACUCCCCUCACACCCCCAUUACUGCCCCCACACCCCCAUUACUGCCCCCACACCCCCAUUACAGCCAUAUCAUUUCCAUUGUGCAGAAGUUCACUUGCAGAGAAGUUAUUUCCUGCAGUCUGUAAUGUCCCAGAGUCUGUACACUUAGUCGCAUGGUGUCUUGUGUCAUAGGGACUGAGGACUCCAGGUUGAGGUUUUCAGCUGUGGCUUUGUGGAAGCCUGCAGUGAUCUGGAUCCCUCCCAUAAGGCCCUGCCUCUUAGAGGUUCCAUCGUGUCUCCACAGUGCCGCAGACCAGGUCCUUACAUGUUGGCCUCUGAGGAACACAGUUUAGCUACAUACUGUGGCAGUAACUGUGCAGUUUGCUUGGGCUAGUUGGGAUGGGAAGAAGGGAAGUUCCUAGGUGUGGUAUAAGCAAGCUAGCUGCUUGUCUAAUUAAUGGUCUUUUCAACUUAAUGGCAGAGUGGCAGAAGGCCGGGUUUUCUCUGGGUCAGCCUGUUUAUUGAGCCCAUCUCUCAUUUGUAUUGGGCAACAGGCAGGCAGUGUCCUGCUAAGGGUAACCAUGAUAACCCCAUGCUUGUAUAUUUAAUAGUAGGCAAAAGGGUUGGCCACUGCCCCUUUCCAUCCCCUAAAGCAGAGCUAGUGGCUAGAGGGACAUUACUGUGUCCCUUUAGUCUAGUGUUGCUAAUAAUAAAGAACACCCCAAACCUGCUCUCAUGGGAUGCGAACGAGCUAUUAGGCAGUUUAUUUUACAGAUUCAGUGCACAUGUGAUUUGGGCCUGUUGGAUUUGGGGUUCACUCCACUUCACCCUCUACUUCUUUUUGUCUUAUGUCUACCAUUACUCCUACCCCAAAAUGUGGGGCCAUGUGGGAUUACACAGCCAUCUGUAUACCCCAGCCCAAGGCCGUGUCCCUGGCAUUGGGAUCUUGGCUUUGCGUAUCAUUUCACUUGGUCUCUCUAUUGUUUCUUGUUCUCCUAAAACUAGUCAGCAUAAUUCUGUCAUGAGCCAAGCCAUACCAGCAGGCUCGUCUGGAGGAGAAGGGCUGUGCCCACUGACCAGGAUAAAGCAGAGGAGCACACCACACAGACCAUACAGUGCCGCCUACGCCAUCUUUCCACAGACAAAGCAGGGCUUUCCCUCCCACCGCUCACAGUCCAGUCCAACUUCAUCUUCUUCGUCUGAGCAUGUGGCACCACCAUUCUUUGGCUUCAGAACACUCAGGGAAGUGUCACAUGCUGCUGUCUGCGCUGGUACUGUCUCAGUUCCACCGUGCUCACACCAGCAGUUAGUGGUGGAGAUUUUUCCAACUGCAAAGAUACACAAGGGUCAAAUGGGUUCUCCUUCUCACAAGGCAGGCCUGGAGAGGCAGAAGUUCUCUGGAAGAAAGGACAAGCCACGAACCAUGACCAUGACCUCUAGCACCACCUUCUGGCCAUAUGGGAACACAGCACUUGCUGCAUUGAGAGGAUUUGUAUUCUCUGAGCUUUUCUGAAUUCCUGAGAAUGAACCAAGCAAGCGGUCACUGGACCCCGUUUAAUAAACACUGAACAAUGAA